AUGUUCCGGAUCAAUCUUGAAUUUUCUCAAGUUUUCUUUGGGACGAAGGUAUGUUGGAUUCAUUUGCCACUCUACCGUGACAGAGUUGUAGAGUUGUGUCGUAAUUGGGGUACCAAAUCUGAUCCUCACUUUUCUGGUUAUCAUAACGGAAAUGAAUCUAAACCAGGAUACGGACACAUUGCAAUUACUAGCGACGAUGUUGAGAAGACCUGGUCGCUUUCAUCCAGGAUCCUGAUGGCUAUUGGAUCGGUCAGCGUCAAAUUUCAAGAACAAUCUUUUUCACAAAAGAAACCCAAUGAUAAUUAUCAUUUAUCAAUCAAUCACUUUUUCCAAUCUGUGUAA
This is a messenger RNA of Puccinia graminis f. sp. tritici CRL 75-36-700-3, 342 nucleotides long. RefSeq lists its product as uncharacterized. The record is from RefSeq and is a predicted model, not a curated record. The transcript has 3 exons. Bases 1 to 342 code for a protein of 113 amino acids. Gene Ontology annotation, molecular function: metal ion binding; lactoylglutathione lyase activity. Lineage: Eukaryota; Fungi; Basidiomycota; Pucciniomycetes; Pucciniales; Pucciniaceae.